Messenger RNA from Notothenia coriiceps (black rockcod), 5153 nucleotides. RefSeq names its product AVL9 homolog (S. cerevisiase) (gene avl9). Gene Ontology annotation, cellular component: cytoplasm. The record is from RefSeq and is a predicted model, not a curated record. The transcript has 15 exons. The annotation marks the transcript as partial. NCBI's taxonomy places the organism in Eukaryota, Metazoa, Chordata, Actinopteri, Perciformes, Nototheniidae.
UGCCAAGACACUGUGUAUUUCCACCUGCCGCCCCUCGGUGAAGACAUGAAGUGUGUCUAUGGAGUUUCCUGUUAUCGCCAAAUAGAAGCAAAGGCCCUGAAAGUCCGGCAGGCUGACGUCACCAGGGAGACGGUUCAGAAGAGCGUGUGCGUCCUCAGUCGAGUGCCUCUCUUCGGUUUGCUUCAAGCCAAGCUGCAGCUCAUCACACACGCGUACUUCGAGGAGAAAGACUUCUCCCAGAUCUCCAUUUUAAAGGAACUGUACGACCACAUGAACGGCUCCCUGAGGGGCUCCACUCUCGAGGGGUCGCAGGUCUAUCUAGGAUUGUCACCGAGAGAUCUAAUACUUCACUUUCAGCACAAGGUUCUUAUCCUCUUCAAGCUCAUUCUGCUGGAGAAGAAGGUCCUUUUCUACGUGUCUCCUGUCAACAGACUAGUAGGAGCUCUGAUGACAGUUUUAUCACUAUUUCCAGGUAUGAUGGAGCACGGCCUGGUGGACUCGUCCCACUACAGGCCUAAGGGCAGCGUGUCGGAGGACCCCAGUCCGGUGGAGAGCGUCUCAGGGGCCGAGGAGUUCAUCUCCGUGUCCGCCACCGACAUCGCCAGCACCCCCCCGGAGCUGCAGGAGAGCGGUCAGCCCGCCGCAGAGCCUCUGUCCUCAGGGGACAGCACCGAGGGGGACAGCCAUCUCCUCAAACCCCCGUCUCGCACCUCGCCGGACUCCUCGGAGAGCGACUGGGAGACCCUGGACCCCAGCGUGCUGGAGGAGAGUCCUGAGAAGAAGGAGGCAGCCGAGGGGAAAGACGCGGAGCUCCCGGACGCCUUCGACCCCGAGCCGGGGACGCCCAUCACCGUGCAGCCGCUGCCCGCCAACGGCCAGGGGGGGGUGGUCCAGGGGCUGGUGUCAGGGCUGGAGGAGGACCAGUACGGCCUGCCGCUCCCCAUCUUCACUAAGGGUUACCUGUGUAUGCCCUACAUGGCGCUGCAGCAGCAUCACCUCCUGUCAGAUGUGACGGUGCGUGGCUUCGUUGCCGGGGCAACCAACAUCCUCUUCCGCCAGCAGAGGCACCUCAGUGACGCUAUCGUGGAGGUGGAGGAAGCGUUGGUCCACAUCCAGGACCUGGAGCUGCGGAAGACCCUCAACCUGACGACGGCCGACCUGAGGUUCGCCGACUACCUGGUGAAGCACGUGACGGAGAACCGCGACGACGUGUUCCUGGACGGCACGGGCUGGGAGGGGGGAGACGAGUGGAUCAGAGCCCAGUUCACCCUCUACCUCCACUCACUACUGUCCUCCGCUCUGCAGCAAGAUAACGAGAGGCUGCUGGCUGACUACGGAGCGCCUUUCGUUGCAGCCUGGAAGAUUACCCACAACUACCGGGUGUGGUACAGCAACAAGCAUCCCGCCAUGGCCGCCAUCACCCCAGGACAUCCAUUCCAGGGCCAGUACAGUGUUGCUGAUGUGAAACUACGACUCUCGCACUCGGUGCAGAACAGCGAGAGAGGGAAGAAGAUCGGAAACGCCAUGAUGACAACCAGCCGCAGCGUGGUGCAGACGGGGAAGGCAGUGGGUCAGUCCGUGGGCGGAGCGUUGACCAGCGCCAAGUCGGCCAUGUCCUCCUGGUUCUCCACCCUGGCCCAGCCUGCAGCUGUAGCCGCUCCAGAGUACGUGGAGGCCGCCACAGAGGUCCAACCCUAACCCCCCCCCACCACCCACCCCCACUCUGUGUGUGACUCUGUCGUCGUCCGCUCACCCUCUGGCUGCUGUGAACCCCGAGGCUCAGUGGACCAGGAGCUGCUUUUAUGAAGGAGGAGAGAAAAAGAGUGUGACGUCUUCAGGUUGGUGGCUCCGGGCGACAUCGUGACAGGAAGGCAGCGCCGCGUUAUAAUAACUGUACAGUCCAUUUCCACUGUGAGGCAGAGACUGCCAGCGCUUUUGAUCAAAAACCCCGAAGUCUCCGCCGGCUGCACCAUGUCCGAGCGGCCCUUUGUAUCGCUGGAUGCCUCUCCUGUAAGACACUAAAGAUACUGUCGUACGGUUUGCCCUGUCACUCUCCCUGCUGCGUAUUUCUAGAGUUUGCCUAUAUCUAUAUUUGCUGACGGUUUCAGGCUCAUUUCUUUGGAGAGGUCAAAGAUUCAUCGGUGCCACAGGAUUUGACAGAACAGCAUGAGCUGUGGCACCUCAAACAUUUUAACGGUUCAGAUUCUCAGCCUGGCUCUUGUUCAGUGAUGGAACAACAAGGUGGUGGUCGCAGUAAUGGCAUCAAUUCCUGCAUACAUGAAACUAAAUACGUGAUUUAAGAAAGACUGAAAGUAAUUAAUUUAUUGAUUAUGAUUUGUUUUAUAAUUACUGGUUAAUUUGAGGAAAUAGUGAGACAUAAAACACUAUCGGACAAAUAACAUUCUUCAGCACAAACAACUUUAUUUUGUUUACCUAUUCAUUUGCUUUGCCAAAUGUUUUUAAAGAAAGAAAUGUAGUUUCAAUAAGUAUUGCAAUAAUAUUAUUUAUUAAUGUAUUCAGUGUUAUUUUUGACUUGUCUGAUAUCAUUUUCUUACACCUUUAAUGUAGUAGUUUUAUCCAAUUCAAUGUAAGAUGAUAUAAUCUUAAAAAAUAGAUAAAAAUGGCAAUUUCAAUUUGCUCUAAAACUGCACUCUUAACUCAUUUGACAAAAAACCCCACGACACAAAUAACAUCACAAUCUGAAUGCUGUUACUGCGCUCACCAUAAUGUUGUUACAUGGAUCCUGAUUCCUGAUUCUGUCUCCUGUUGAAAUCCUCUCUUAACUAUGAAGGAACCUGCACCCAGCUGUGUUUGACCGGGUGUCAUCAACCCCCCAGGCCUUUUUAUACUACAUAUAUAUUUAAUGGGAGACCUAUAUUUAGUACAUCUGAAGAUAGUUAUUUAUUUGUUGUGUAGAAUAUCCUCGUUUUAUCAUGAAAACACUGGAACUGAGUGUGGAGCCCUGUGUGUAUUUACACAGAGCGGCCAUCAUAUUCUAUUUAUGUGACUCUUAUCUGGUAUGACUGUGAUGUUCAGGUGCUUUCAGGAUCUGUUCCCUCCAUGCUUCAGAUAUUCAACAACAGUUGGAUUCAAAGUGGUCCAGUGAGCAUGCUCUGUCCAGUCCGGUUUUACAGCUGUAUUUAGUGUCACCCCCUCCCGUCUUUAAAACUCUUUUAGUGUCCCCUUUGUUCUUCAUGCUUUUAAACCUUCUUUGGCCAUCGAGUCAUUUCGGGAAUUUUCUUUAGAUUUCUGGAUUAAAAGAUAUCAGGUGUUAAAAGCUGCCUUUUAUUUCUUUUUUUUAUCCUCUGAUAUAUUUUCAUUUUAUAUUUAACAGAUAUGAAUGUAUUGUGAAUGACAGUUCAGAAUAUUUUCUUGACAGAUGCUUUUAAUGUAUUUGAGAAAAAGUGAUCCUCUACUAUAUUGCUGUAUUAAAAAAACAUAAAUAAUAACAAGCUUUCACUUUUUAAGAGACUGUGAUAUGGGAUCAGUUCUUUUCUGUUAUCCCUCUGGGUGUUUGUGUCUGGGUACGAAUGUAGGUCAGAACAACAAAGUGGUGGCGUGUGUGUGUUUAGAGGGGGUUGUUGUUGUGGCACAUGAUCGCACAAAAAUGCACCCAUGUGUUUUCCGAAAACAAUUCGGCAACAUCACGAGGACACGGCAAGAUCAGCAGAAAGUCACAGUACAGACAGAGGGAUUGUUUAUAUAUUUAAUUUAUUUGUACACACUGAUUUUGUUUGAAUUAAUUCUCCUUACGUCUGAUAAUUAGAUAAAUAUAUAUAUGAGAUUAUUUUGUAUCUGUUUUUUCUUGAUACAUUACAGAACUGGUAUUGUUUAGUGUUCUAAUCUUUAACUAUUAAUCAUUUCCCAUCAUGUAUCCUUAGCCAUAAAGCACCUCAAAUAUUAGCUACACAUCUAUUGAGAAAUGUACCACAGUCCAAAUAUUUAAAUGUUUUGGUAACCAAUAAAAAUGCUUGUGUUUAACAGUAGCAUUUCAAGGAGUGUAAAUUAUCUUUAAGUAUCAAAAACAGUUCAAUAUCGAUAGAUUGUUUUUUUGACAAAGAAAGUUAAACAUUUAAAAAAUAAAUAAACACCAAUAGUCUAAACAAAAGAAGCAGGGAGUCAGUUUCAGGAACGUUUUUGGUAUGUUUUUUAAUAAAUUAACGUUCAUUCAAAAUACAGUGCCAAAGGAAUAUGAUGCAGCCAAACAUGCUAGUAAGGUUUGUCAUGAAGCACCUGUGCUCAUGUUUUUAAAAAGGUAGGAGGAAGACCCCUGCUCCCCCUCCCCAACUAUAACCUGCCCUCUCCACUACUGCUAGUGGUUGCCGGGACGAACUCCAUAGCAACAGUCGUGGGCCAGCCCUCUCUUCUCACAACCAAUCAGCAGCAAGAUUCCUCAAUUUUCACUUGAGAAAAAAUUCAAUCUGAUAGGAAAAUGGACAUCUACCCACAAUCACACUACAGUAAUGUUUGAUAUUAAAUUAAAAAAAAAGACACUAAUACAAAAUAGACCUGGUUAUUUCCCCCCACACUAAAACAGUUGUCUUUUAAAACAUAUGAAAAAUAUAUAUUUUAUUAUAUAUAUAUAUAUUUCAGCAGCUUGGGGGAAAAAACAAAAAAAAUGCAUGAGCCCGAAACCUACUGAGAGUGGAGUUGUGUAGAGACCCUCGUGGAAAGCAAAAUGUUCAUGAUCAUGUGACGAUGGAUGGAGUGAGGUGUAAACUGCGAGCUGUGUGGAAGACAGAGGUGGGGGAGGAGGACAGAGGAGAGGUGAGGGUGACCGGACCUGCAGUCACCCACUCUUAAAUCCUCUCCUCACUCGUUUCCCCCUCCUCCCGAAAACUACAGCCCCUGUUCCUCUCGUCUGCGGGGGCCUUCAGAAGAAAAACACAGAUCCCGUUUGUUAAAAGGUAAUCUAAUACUUAUUUUGCUCAUUUGUGGAGGAGGGUAGUUGUAGUAAACAUGGAUUUAAAUGGAGCCGACAGCUAACAUGUCUGAACCAGUGCUGAAAGGACAACUGUCAAUCAUUUCCUCAUUUGAGCAGAGCUGCAACCAAUGUGUUUUUUCAACAGAAUUUCAAGCCUAAUUUUUAAGGAAUUUGCUAAAAGGGUGAAGCAAUGGAUCGAACUCAUUUUAUAUUUUGGAGCAGAUCGAAA